Hansenula anomala is the source of this 4542-nucleotide messenger RNA. RefSeq names its product ATP-binding cassette glutathione S-conjugate transporter YCF1 (gene YCF1). NCBI's taxonomy places the organism in Eukaryota, Fungi, Ascomycota, Saccharomycetes, Phaffomycetales, Wickerhamomycetaceae. The record is from RefSeq and is a predicted model, not a curated record. Gene Ontology annotation, biological process: transmembrane transport. The transcript has a single exon. The coding region runs from base 1 to 4542 and encodes 1513 amino acids. Gene Ontology annotation, molecular function: ATP hydrolysis activity; bilirubin transmembrane transporter activity; ATP binding. Gene Ontology annotation, cellular component: membrane.
AUGAGUUUCCAGUUCUUCAACCAGGAUAAGCUGGAACACCUAACCGGUGCCACAGAUAUUUAUAAUCAAGAACACGAAGGUAUAUCAAGAAUUGUCGAAGAGUCAACGUCCAAAACGCCACUCAAUAAAACAAUACAGGCAUUCAACUACUAUUGUAACUCGAGGGAAGGUUGGGGUCCUAUUUCAAAAUAUGCUGACUUCACCUUAUGCUUUAUCAAUGGUGUCUUCUUCACAUUUGCUAACUUGAUUUUAAUAUUGUUUGGUGCUGCUGAAAUUUAUAAAAUCCAGUCUACAAAGUCAUCAGUCCCAAAAUUUAGAAAAGGAUGGGUUUUUCACUCUAGAAUGAUUCUUGUUUUGUUCCAGAUCGGUCUGUCGAUUGCUACUGCUAUCUUUGUUGGUGCUCAUGAUUACAAAGAUGUCGCUUUCAUCCAACCAGUGCUCCAAGCUGUUGCUCUAAUUGUUGGUCUACAUCUUCACUACUUGGACUAUAUUUACAAUCAAAUCACCAGUAGUAACUUGUUGAUGUAUUGGUUAUUUUCCACUAUCUUUAGUUUGUUGAAGGUUUCUCAUUUGACAAUCAGAAAAGAUUUUGAUCAUUACUUCAUCGUAUCAUUGUUCACAGCUAUCAAUUCAGUUCUCAUUCUCCUGCUUACUUGGUUACCAUCAAAACCAACAUUGGGUUAUAAUGCUUUGGCUGAUGAUGUUAGUCCGUUUGAUGUUGCAAAUAUUUUUUCUAUUUUGACAUUCUCAUGGAUGACUCCAUUAAUGAAAAAAGGCCACGAACAAUAUUUAACUGAAGAAGAUUUACCAAGAUUACCACACAGUUUCGAAAGCUCCUACAUUCAAUCAUAUUUUGAAAAAAAAUGGGACAAACAAUUGAAUAAAACUAGUCCUUCCUUGGCCUUGGCUCUAUUGCAAGCUUUUGGUCCAUCAAUGUUAUUAGGUGGAUUUUUCAAAGCGGUUCAAGAUGUUUUGCAAUUCAGUCAACCACAGAUGUUGAAAUUUUUGAUUCAAUUCGUUACUGAAUAUAAUGAUGGUGCAGAGCAACCUUUGGUUAAGGGUUUCAUGAUUGUUGUUGGUAUGUUUUCCAUUUCUGUUAUACAAACUGCCUUUUUACAUCAAUAUUUUUUGAAAUGUUUCAACGUCGGUAUGAAUUUGAAAUCCUCUUUGACUGCCACUAUCUAUAAAAAAUCAUUACUUUUGUCCAACGAAGAGAGAGGUAAUAAGGCCACUGGUGAUAUUGUUAAUUUAAUGUCGGUUGAUACUCAAAGAUUACAAGAUUUGACUCAAUUUGGUUCAAUUCUUUGGUCAGGUCCAUUUCAAAUUAUUUUAUGUCUUGUUUCCUUAUAUCAAUUAUUAGGAAACAGUAUGUGGGUUGGUGUUUUCAUUAUGAUUAUAAUGAUUCCUUUGAAUUCUAUCAUUAUGAGAUAUUUGAAAAAGUUACAGAAAAUUCAAAUGAAGAAUAAAGAUGAAAGAAGUAGGGUCAUUAGUGAAAUUUUGAACAAUAUCAAAUCCUUGAAGCUUUACGGAUGGGAAAUUCCAUACAAAGAAAAACUUAACGAUGUUAGAAAUAACAAAGAAUUGAAAAACUUGAAAAAAAUGGGUGUUGUCACAGCUUUUGCAAAUUUCCAAUUUAAUAUUGCACCAUUUUUGGUUUCCUGUUCCACAUUUGCUGUUUUUGUUUUGACCCAAGAUAAACCAUUAUCAACCGAUAUUGUUUUCCCAGCUUUAACUCUAUUUAACUUGCUAUCAUUCCCAUUAGCUGUUGUUCCAAUGGCCAUUACAGCCUUUGUUGAAGCUUCAGUCGCUAUUGGAAGAUUGUACAACUUUUUGACUUCAGAAGAACUACAACCGGAUGCAGUUAAUCACUUACCAAAAGCUAACAAGGUGGGAGAAGUUACUGUCAAGGUUAAUGAUGGUACUUUUGUUUGGCAACGUAAACCUGAAUAUAAAGUUGCAUUAUCAAAUGUUAAUUUCACUGCUAAGAAAGGUGAAAUUGCUUGUAUCGUUGGUAAGGUUGGUUCUGGUAAAUCAGCAUUAAUUCAAAGUAUCUUGGGUGAUUUGUACAGAGUUGAAGGUUCUGUUGAUAUUCAUGGUAAUGUUGCAUAUGUUGCCCAAGUUCCUUGGAUUAUGAAUGGUACAGUUAAAGAUAAUAUUUUGUUUGGUCAUAAAUAUGAUCCAGUCUUUUAUGAAAAAUGUGUUAAAGCUUGUGCCCUUACUGUUGACUUUGCAAUUUUAACUGAUGGUGAUAGUACAUUGGUCGGUGAGAAAGGUAUUUCCUUGUCCGGUGGUCAAAAGGCAAGAUUAUCAUUAGCUAGAGCUGUUUAUGCUAGAGCUGAUGUCUAUUUGUUAGAUGAUGUUUUGGCUGCUGUUGAUGAACACGUUGGUAAACAUUUAGUUGAUCAUGUCUUGGGUCCAAACGGUCUAUUGAACACAAAGACCAAGAUUUUAGCCACUAACAAAAUUUCUGUUUUAACAAUUGCUGACAGUAUUACUUUGUUGUCUAAUGGUAAAAUCACUGAACAGGGAACUUAUGAUGAAGUUACUAAAAAUUCAAGCACUGCCUUAUACGCAUUAAUCAAAGAAUUUGGUAACAUGAAGGAAACUGCACCAGAAUUUAAGGAGGAAAAUGUCAAUGUUGAUGAUUUAAUUUCAUCUGAAGAAGCAAGUGAUGUUGAAAUCACUAGUGAUGCAAACAGUUUAAGAAGAGCAAGUUUCCAAUCAUUAAGACCAAUGAGAUUUGAUGAUGAUGCUAAAGACACAAGAAGGGAGCAUCGUGAACAAGGUAAAGUGAAAUGGGAUAUUUAUUUAGAGUAUGCUAAAGCUUGUAACCCAAGAUAUGUUGUUUUGUUUAUUGUUUUCAUUGUCAUUUCAAUGUUGUUGUCAGUUUUCGGUAAUAUUUGGUUGAAACAUUGGUCCGAAGUUAAUUCAAGAUUGGGUUAUAAUCCAAAUGUUGGUAAAUAUCUAGGUAUCUAUUUCGCAUUCGGUGUUAGUUCUGCAUUAGCUACAUUAUUCCAAACUGUUAUUUUAUGGGUUUUCUGCUCUAUUGAAGGUUCUAAGGUAUUACACUCAGCAAUGACAAACAGUGUUUUGAGAGCACCAAUGCAAUUUUUUGAAACUACACCAAUUGGUCGUAUCAUGAAUAGAUUUUCAAAUGAUAUUUACAAGAUUGAUGAAGUUUUAGCUAGAACAUUUUCACAAUUUUUUGCCAAUAGUAUUAAAGUUUCAUUCACAAUUUUUGUUAUCUGUUACUCAACUUGGCAAUUUAUCUUCAUCAUUAUUCCUGUCUUAUUUUUAUAUUCUUACUAUCAACAAUAUUAUUUGAGAACUUCAAGAGAAUUGAGAAGAUUAGAUUCAGUCACAAGAUCUCCAAUUUAUGCUCAUUUCCAAGAAACAUUAGGUGGUGUUGCUACUAUUAGAGGUUUUGCUCAAGAAGCUAGAUUUUUAUUCAUCAAUCAAUCCAGAAUUGAUAACAAUAUGAGUGCUUAUUUCCCAAGUAUUAAUGCAAAUCGUUGGUUGGCCGUUAGAUUAGAAUUUUUGGGUUCAAUCAUUAUCAUCGGUGCCGCUGGGUUAUGUAUCUUAACAUUGAAAUUUGGUGCAAUCACAGCUGGUAUGGUUGGUUUAAGUGUCAGUUAUUCCCUACAAAUUACUCAAUCCUUGAAUUGGAUUGUUAGAAUGACUGUUGAAGUUGAAACUAACAUUGUUAGUGUGGAAAGAGUUAAGGAAUAUAGUGAAUUAGAACCUGAAGCACCUGAAUUCUUGGAACCAAAACCACCAGCUCAUUGGCCAUCAAAGGGUGAAAUCAUCUUCAAAGAUUAUUCAGCAAGAUAUAGAAAAGAUUUAGGAUUAAUCUUAAAGAAGAUCAAUUUGAAAAUCAAUCCAAAGGAAAAAAUUGGUAUUGUUGGUCGUACAGGUGCUGGUAAAUCCACCAUUGUUACUUCAAUCUUUAGGUUAAUUGAAGCUGCUGAAGGUGAAAUUAUAAUUGAUGGUAUUCCAAUUCAAAAAAUUGGUUUACAAGACUUGAGACAUAAAUUAUCAAUUAUUCCACAAGAUUCUCAAGUGUUUGAAGGUACCAUUAGAGGAAACAUUGAUCCAACCAAUAUUUACACUGAUGAAGAAAUUUGGAAUGCAUUGGAGUUAUCACAUUUGAAACAACAUGUUAUCAAGAUGAAUGAAGACGAAGAUAAAGAUUUGGGAUUGGAUGUUCGUAUCAAUGAAGGUGGUUCUAAUUUAUCAGUUGGUCAAAGACAAUUGAUGUGUUUAGCUCGUGCUUUAUUAAUUCCAUCAUCUAUUUUAAUUUUGGAUGAAGCUACAGCUGCUGUUGAUGUUGAAACUGAUAAAGUUUUACAAGAAACUAUUAGAAAAGAGUUUAAAAAUAGAACCAUUUUGACAGUUGCUCAUAGAUUAAAUACAAUUAUGGAUAGUGAUAGAAUAAUAGUUUUAGAUAAAGGUGAAGUUAAGGAAUUUGAUAGUCCUGAAAAUUUGUUGAAAAAUAAGGAAGGAUUGUUUUACUCAUUAGUCAAUGCACAUGAGGCUUCAUAA